GCUACGCUGUCUCUCCGCGCAGGCUCACUCGUCGCCGCCGCGCCUGCGGCUUCCGGGGUUGGCGUCCUCAGCGAAGGCCGGACAGGCUCACAGAUGGCCCCGCUGCCGGGGGCAGAGCUGGUCCAGAGGCCGCUGCAACUCUACCGCUAUUUGCUGCGUUGUUGCCGGCAGCUACCGACCAAGAGCAUCCAGGAGCACUACAAGCAUGCUGUCAGGCAGAGUUUCCAGGUUCACUCAGAUGAAGACAACCCUGAGAGAAUCCAGCAGAUUAUUAAAAGAGCUAUUGAAGAUGCUGAUUGGAUCAUGAAUAAAGUUCUUCUUCCGCCUGAAAAUCAUCUCCUGCAAACAAGACUGCUUGAAGAGAAAGCACUGUAUAAAAAACAAAGCUAAGAGUCCGGAGCCCACCGUGAGGCUGUCCUAGAGACACUUGAAGCCGGGAAGCCUUUCUUCUGGAAUAUUCUUUGGCCUUAUUGACUAAAAUGAAGAAAUCAAAGGAGCCACUGGAUUUGAUCUGGUGGCUCUUCUCAGCACAGCCAUGUUGCCAGCAUCUUUUAUGUUUGCCCUUCCAGCCUGGAAUGAUGUGAAAGUUGGAGAGAAUUUGGUGUUUUUUUGUUUUUUCUCUGUGUUUCUCAUUUUUGUUUUUCUGUUCUUUUACUUUGGUCUGAAGGCGAUCCAUUUAUUGUGGAGCUCCUUUUACCAUUCUCUGAGCCCCAGAGCAGAUGUGCCCUCAGGUGAUGGCCUGUACAGAGGAAAGAGAGUGGGCUUCGGAAGUCGGCAGCUGUGGAUCUGAAUCCCAGCGCACACGUGGCUUCCCAGCUACCGCCUAAGAACUGUUCCGUCCUGCACGAGGAUUGUGUGAAAUGAGGCCAAAGUGCCCAAUGCAGGCCCUGGUGCAUAGGAUCCCUGUGAGGAAGCUGCUGCUCUGCCCCUCCCCAGCUGCAGCGUUGCCCUCCCACACAUUGUGUCCUCUUGGUAACUUAUCUGUGACCUUGUCCUGUCCCAGCGAAGAGCUCCACCAGCCGUUCUGUCUGUGCCAUGCUAUGGCCAUCAAUCUGCCUAGUCGCUGUUCCUCCUGUCCCCAUGGCUCCAUGCAUAGAGAAGUCCUGGUCCUCAAGGUGAUGAAUAUAUAAUAUGUGAGACUAGUAAGAAGGUCGAAGUAGCCAGACACCAGCUGCAGUCCCUCAUUGGCCUCCCCUGCUUCGAACCAUCAGGAAGAGUAGAAGUGAGGAAGAGGGGGAGAGCAGGGCCAGGGAGAAGUGACCCAGAUGAGUUAAGUCAUCUUAACAUUUGGAACAUGUGGAAAAGCCACACUGGGAGGUGAACAUUUCCUUGGGGCACUUUGCCAACAGGAUGAGCUAGUGCCUGUGUCCUUGCAGUUAUGCGAGUUAACAGGAUGUCUGUCUGUGUAAAGCUGAUUAAUAAGUGAUGAGGUAAAUGUAUCAAUUUGUAAAAGCUCA
Nannospalax galili (Upper Galilee mountains blind mole rat) is the source of this 1457-nucleotide messenger RNA. RefSeq names its product LYR motif containing 9 (gene Lyrm9). The coding region runs from base 94 to 390 and encodes 98 amino acids. The transcript is spliced from 5 exons. The record is from RefSeq and is a predicted model, not a curated record. Lineage: Eukaryota; Metazoa; Chordata; Mammalia; Rodentia; Spalacidae.